Molecule: messenger RNA, 2544 nt
Organism: Bolinopsis microptera
Lineage: Eukaryota; Metazoa; Ctenophora; Tentaculata; Lobata; Bolinopsidae
Product: P protein-like
Exons: 11
Coding region: 1-1602 (533 amino acids)
Biological process (GO): transmembrane transport
Cellular component (GO): membrane
Source: RefSeq, a predicted model, not a curated record
AUGGCGUCUUCUCUGACUGUUGCAUCCGGGGCAAGAUUUAGAUGUCGGAGGUUGAAGGACUUGGAUGGUUGUGUUUUACGAGAGAAGUUUGUAUUGGAGGGAAUUGGAAUUCUUCUGGGUGGAAUUUCCGAGGAUAGUUUCGUAACAGAACGUGAUAGUGGCGGUAAUACUGUUAGUAGUGGUUUACGCGCUGAUAAUGACAGAGAUAAUCCACAGAAACAAAGUGCUGCUCUGCUUGGUGGCGGAGUUUGGGGCUGGGAACUGCUUCAGCUCUUAAAUAUGAUGUUAAUGGUGGCACUGCUGGCAGACUCGGGAUUCUUCGACUGGACAGCGGUGAAAAUGUACGAGCUGUCCAAAGGAAGGAUCUGGGUGUUACUUACCCUUCUAAAUGUGUGCACUGCUGUCAUGUCCGGAUUCUUAGAUAACGUAACCACCAUCCUUUUGAUAACACCCAUAACUAUCACGUUGUGUCAGGUGAUGCAUCUUGAUGUCAAGAAGGUGAUUCUAGCGAUGGUGAUGUUUUCAAAUCUCGGAGGAGCUUCUACCGGUAUAGGUGAUCCUCCCAACGUUCUUAUCAUCAACUCUCCACUCCUUAAUAGUAAGAUAACAUUCGGGAAGUUUACUGGCCACAUGAUGGUUGGUUCUAUUCUCUGUUCAGUGGCUGCUUACAUUUACUUUUGGUUGAUGUUGAAAAGGACCGCUAAGAGUCUAAUCGUGCAAGAUAAUGAUGUUCAGGAACUUCUGAGGGAGGCUAAACUUUGGCAGAGAAUAGCGGACCGGAGUUACAUCGGAACGACGGAUGAAGUGGCUGUGAAGGAAAUGUUAGCGGGUAAAGCUGCACAGGUGACACGUCUUGCGGAGGAGAGAGUCAUGACACCACAAGAGGUGACCAAGACUUACAACGUUAACCUGCCUAAACUUAGAGCUCAAUACGGUAUCAGAGAUAAGGGGAAACUUGUCAAAACAGCAACUGUACUGAUAGUGUGCAUCUUGCUGUUCUUCGUGUACUCCCUGCCUAUAAUACAUACUACGCCCGGAGAGGUCGCUAUGGCUGGUGCCAUUGCGCUCAUCAUCGUCAUAGAUCACCACGACAUGGAAGGUCUGCUACACAAAGUAGAAUGGACUACUCUUAUGUUCUUUGCUGGACUUUUCAUUUUAGUGGAGUGUCUUGAGAAACUUGGGCUCAUAGGUACCCUCGGAGAGUUUGCAGCGACGACCAUAAAAUCAAUCUCACCUGACUACCAACUAGCUGCUGCUAUCUCAAUCAUCCUCUGGAUGGCAGCCAUCAUCUCAGCUUUCAUCGAUAACAUCCCCUUUACCGCCGCUAUAAUCCCCGUAAUCUCACAAAUCGUUACAGAGACUGGUUUACCUUUAGAGCCGCUGGUUUAUGCUUUAGCGUUUGGGGCAUGUCUCGGGGGAAAUGGAACACUCAUUGGAGCUUCUGCUAAUAUUGUAGCUGUGGGCAUAGCGGAGGAGAAGGGGUACAAAAUAUCGUUUUUCGAUUUUAUGAAGUUAGGAUUGCCCGUUAUGUUUGUGACGGUUACUGUUGCCCAUAUAUACCUGCUUGUUUGUCAUUGCUGGUUUGGGUGGGGUAAUGGAUGAGCAUUAUCAUGUUAAACUUUUAGAUAAACUUCAAAUGCUAUUAAAUUUCAAAUAACGAUCGCCGCAAACGGAUGGACGACCAUCGGUUCUGUUUUCGCUGGCGAAUGUUUUACAGUUUAUUUCAUGAAACUAAUCACAAUAUUCUUCAGCUUUUUUGUUUAAAAUAUAAUUUGUUAUAACAUGACAACUGUCAUUUUUAUUCUAACGAAAUAAACAGUCUGUUUUUGUAAAAGAGAUUAGAAAUUGAACCUCAAUUGUGGCAGAUUGCUUUGGUGAUUUUUCCAAGAUAUCUAUGUUAAAUUUUCAUUAGUAUCUAAUUCGUAACUAGUCGGUAAGUUAAUCCUGAACAAUUUUCUUUAUCUUAUUAUUACUUUUACAGACAGUAAUAGUAUUAAGUACUAAUAAUGAAUAAGACAUACUUAUAGAAAACCCAUUCAAUUUUAGUUUUACCCCCGUACCCACUACCCAUGUUGAUGGGAAACUAAGGCUGUCGGGGUAAAACUAAACGUACUGUCAUGCGACACGUAGUACGAAACCUGAAGUUCGAAAAGACCUCCCUCUUUCGCACUAGAGUUCGUGUCGCACUACAGUCCAGGUAGCGUACUGUAGUGCGACACCAGAUCCUGUCAUAUUUCCAAGCUCAGGUCGGUUCCUAUCCUUCUAAUGGACCAUUAAGUGAUUCGUCGGGUCGGUUCACGACAAGUAUGUCGAAGUGAUCCACUGAGUCAGUGAGUCAGCAGGUGAUCCUAUCACACGCAAUCUCUGAUUGGGAUAACAAGUUCAUAUGCUUGGGCCAUAUAUGACUACCGGAGCAUCGACAAUCGAGCAACAUGACCUCCACAGUCACCAUCAUUCCUGGACGUACUUCUUGUUCAAGAAACGUUAUUGUGUUGCAAUUGUGAAAUAUGUUAUUGAUUUGAUUAUCUAAAUUAAUCAUAUUUU